AGGACUUAGGGGAUUCAGAGUUCAGAUCUAGUCAUCUCUGGACAAAUCGCAUUAAAUAGCAGAUGUGACUCAAGCUUAAGCGGAAAAUGUGCAGUGUCAACUUGGCGUUCAGCUGUGGGGAAUUUGGGGUUUUAGGUAAUUCCGCUGAAGCAAAAAGAACACAUUUGCUUCUCAACAUUUAGGAAUACGUAAUAUCUUUUUUUAAAAGCGAUUUCUAUUUUUGGAAAACCUCAAAAGAUGGCCCUGUUCAUAAUAACAAUCCUGUCUGAUUCCAGAUCAUGGUCCUGCGCGUAUUUCUGUGUUUUAUUUCCAAAUCUACCAAACACACCCUUUCGAGUUAGAGUUAGGAGUAAAGAAUGAGUGGAUGAGUUCAGUCCAGGUGUGUUCGGGACUGCGCCCUUGCGCCUGACCAUGAGCACAAAGCACCAAAUGUUUUACUACACUACGACUAGGAAUAUCAAAAUAUUAACACUGUUUUAAACACUAGUGUAACUUCACUAGUCAGACUGUCUUCUCUUGCGCGUUUGGUAUGUGCGUGUGCGUGUGCGUGUGCGUGCGUCUAUGAACUUUGGUGGAACCCCUGGCGCACAUCUGGCCACUGCUUUGAGUUCGGAUGACGCUGCGCCCCUUGCAGGCAAAUAAUCAGGAAAGUUGCGGCUGAAAUUUGAACGACAGGAGUUUCAAAUGUCAAAAUAUCUGCGUGAGAGUAAGGAAAGGAGACAGGCUGCUGAAUGGCUGGACUCUCGGGGAACGGAAAGCUUCGGCAGUGGCUGAUUGAGCAGGUGGAUGGGGGGAAAUACCCGGGGCUGGUGUGGGAGGACCGCGAGAAGAGCACAUUCCGUAUUCCGUGGAAACACGCCGGCAAGCAGGAUUAUAACCGCGAGGAAGACGCGGCGCUCUUCAAGGCCUGGGCGCUCUUUAAGGGCAAAUACCGCGAAGGCAUCGAUAAACCGGAUCCGCCGACAUGGAAAACGCGCCUCCGCUGCGCCCUCAACAAAAGCAACGACUUCGAGGAGCUGGUGGAGAGGAGCCAGCUGGACACCUCCGAGCCUUAUAAAGUUUACAGGGUCAUUCCAGAGGGCACUAAGAGAGCGUCCUGUGAGAGGACUUCUACAAUGACAAGCCCUCACAGCUUUCCACUGUACCCGACAUACACACCUCUGCAGAGUCAAGUUUCUAACUUCCUGUCUCCAGGUGAGAAAGGAUGGAGAGAUUUGCCAGAGCAAGCUCCAUUUCCAGAUUUCUACUAUCCCUACAGUCCAAACUCAUACACCGCAUCCUGGGACUCAGUCGGUUACCAGAUCAGCAACUCUUUAUACAGCUGCGGUGGUUUUGACCCUUCACCAUCUACCUUUAACUUGGAGCAGAACAUGAGAUCUGCAGCUUUCUCUGAUCCCAGACUGCAGGUGUCUGUAUUCAGUGGGGAUUCUCUGAUCAAGGAGAUGACUGUGUUCAGCACAGAGGGCUGCAGGUUGGCUCCUUAUGAAGAGAACCAGAAUUACGGAGGCCCUGAACUGGUGCAACUUCCUCAGGGUGAGGGCACGGAGCUGGAGCGUGGCGUAUUGGUCUGGAUGGCUCCUGAUGGCCUGUGCGCCCGUCGGCUCUGCAACGCCAGGGUCUAUUGGGAGCCGGCACCCACCACCAACACUGAUAAACCUAAUAAACUGGAGAGGAACCAGACCAGCAAACUUCUGGACAUCCAGCAGUUCAUCGCAGAGUUACAAGGCUACUAUCUACAGGCACGUCCUCCUCCUUGUUUCCAGGUGCUGUUGUAUUUUGAGCAGUGCCAUGACAUCCACGCUCACAGGAGGCCCAUAACAGUGCAGGUGGAGCCAUUAUUUGCUCGCCAGUUGUUCAUCUUGAGUCAGCAGAGCAGCACACACCACAUGAGGGCUCCUGAUAACACACCACUGAUGUGGGAGCAGAUGCCUCCUUCUCAGCAGAACUACUACACAGGGAGCUCUCAACAGCAUGACACAAUGCAGGACUAAAUUCCAUGUGACACAAGUGAGGAGGUGAUGACAUAACCAUUGUGCUUGUUUCAUUGCAUUAGGAGAAAAUAUAAGAUAAUUAAGUACUUAAAGGCAGAAAUCUACAAGAGAAACUGUGAGAUCUACUACCAGGAAUGAAAAUGAAAAGUAAUCUGUCUGCCAGUUUUCUUUUGCGGAUUCUUCUUUUAUUACUUUUGUAUUUCCGUAGUAGCAUUAUUGUAGUUCUAUGGCAUCUCAUGGACAAUGCAUGCUUAGACUUGCUCAUUAUACAGAUUUUUAUUUGCUGCACUGAUGAAUAAACCUUAUCCAUGUCAAGUAUGAAGAAAUGAAAUAUAAAUAUUGUGGAAUAAACAGAUUCAUUUUGUUCUAAAUGAUUUGAUAAGAGAAGGAGAAUAUAAAAGGGCUGUUUUAUGUCUCGAGAAAAUCUGUGUUUUGACUCUUAACAUUAAAGUCGGUUUACCUGAACCAACAAUA
Pangasianodon hypophthalmus (striped catfish) is the source of this 2465-nucleotide messenger RNA. It is a transcript of the gene irf4l, whose product is annotated as interferon regulatory factor 4 like. Gene Ontology annotation, molecular function: protein binding; DNA-binding transcription factor activity, RNA polymerase II-specific; RNA polymerase II cis-regulatory region sequence-specific DNA binding. Lineage: Eukaryota; Metazoa; Chordata; Actinopteri; Siluriformes; Pangasiidae. The transcript has 9 exons. Gene Ontology annotation, cellular component: nucleus. The coding region runs from base 732 to 1991 and encodes 419 amino acids. Gene Ontology annotation, biological process: regulation of transcription by RNA polymerase II; immune system process. The record is from RefSeq and is a predicted model, not a curated record.